Messenger RNA from Dentiscutata erythropus, 1161 nucleotides. The record is from the annotation of a GenBank genome assembly. NCBI's taxonomy places the organism in Eukaryota, Fungi, Glomeromycota, Glomeromycetes, Diversisporales, Gigasporaceae.
AUGUCACUUACCCUCAGUGGUCAUGUGAUUGACAAAGAUGGUGUUGCUCCUGAUGAUGAUAAAAUAAAGAAAAUAAGAGACUUCCCUAUACCAACUACAUUAAGACAGCUACGCGCGUUUUUGGGUCUCGCCUCCUAUUAUAGGCGAUUAAUAAAAGGAUUUUCUAAGACUGCAAAACCCCUAAAUAAGUUAUUAUCAAGUGAAAUAAAAUUUCACUGGGCUAAAGAACAAGAUAAAGCUUUUAAUACCUUGAAAAGUCAUUUCAUUAUAGCUCCAAUUUUAAGGUAUCCCAAUUUUGAUCGGCCUUUUUACCUCCAUACCGAUACUUCAAUUACAGAGUUGGGUGCUGUGUUAUCCCAACUAGACAAUGAAGAUAAGAAGUAUGUUGUGGUAUAUACUAGCCGUAGUAUAAGUAAAGCAGAGAAAAAUUACUCUGUACCUGAGCUAGAGUGUCUUGCGGUUAUAUGGGCCGUUGAACACUUUCAUCAGUACUUAGGGUCAAAGCUCUUUUUCUUAAUUACGGACCAUUCCACAUUGAAGUGGCUAAGAACCUCAGAGUUAAAGGGUAAACGUGCCCGAUGGAUUAUGAGGUUGGAACCUUAUAAUAUCACCAUUAUUCACCGGGCCAGGCAUAAACAUAGUAACGCCGAUGCACUCUCCCGUCUUAAUGAUAAAGGAAAAGACCGAGAGGUUAUGGUUAAUUAUAUUAGUAUAGACACUGAUAAUGGGGAAGGUCCAAACACCCAAUGUUGGUGUGGUGACAAAUUAUACUCACCAGAGGACGACGACUGUGCAAAAUAUAAGUAUGACCUGAAAAUGUGGAUCACCAUCAAGGCUUAUCCUAUACAAGAAAUAGCAAAGUGUUAUUGGUCCAUGCUGAGUGUAGAAGAAGAAAUAGCCCACAUAACUGAAGCUCUUUAUGAAGAAUCUAAGAAGAGCAAAAAUAGUUUAUCAGAUCAUCGAUCUGAUGAAAAUCGAAAAAGAGUAAAAAGAAGAGUUAACCACCCUUUUAAUCCAGAUUUAAUAUUGAGCCAUCCUUGGUGGUUACCUGUGUUGGAAACACCUACACCCAGAUAUAAAGAAGAAUUUAAUAACUUUUCCAGGGCGUACCUUUGUAAUGCCACUUGGUGGAAAACUACAAACCCUACCAUGUGCGUCUAA